AGUCCCCAUUGGAGGAGAUCAAAGAAUUUAAUAUUUAAUGUUGCAUUAACAUUAAACUCGGGGUCUGUGCAGUGAGCGCGCGCGGUGCCUCCUUCUUUUUCUUCUUCUUUUUUUUUUUUUUUUUUAAAUCGCUGCCAUGGAGACGAGCGCGCGCCGUUUCAUCUGCUGGCGGAAGUCCUGUUACCACUGAGAGCGCUGCCUUUUGUUCGGUGGAGCUGUGCGGGGAGAUUCGGUCUCGGUGUGUGUUUGUGUUUGUGUUUUUCCCUGUCGGAGGGGAAGGUCGGAGUAGAAGGUCGGAGUUGGCUCAUGGCACCGCACAAGCCCGGCUCGGAUCCGUAUAGAUCCGCCAAAACAUACGCGCCCCCAGCCCACGCCAGCAGCCUGUCUAUGAACGCUGCCAAGAGACCCAAAAUGGAGCAGCUCCAAGCCGACCACGAGCUCUUCCUACAGGCCUUCGAAAAACCGACUCAGAUAUACCGAUUCCUUCGCACGAGGAACCUCAUGGCUCCCAUUUUUCUGCACAGGACCCUCACGUACAUGUCCCACCGCAACUCAAGAGCCAGUGGCAAAAGAAAAGAUUUCUGCAUGGACAAUCUGCUCCUCCAAGUGGAGAGGAUGAAAACAGAGCAGGAGGCGCACAAUUUGGCAUCACACCUGCAGCUCACCUUCACCGGCUUCUUCCAUAAAGUCGACAAGACGCAGAACUGCGAGAACGAGGAAAGCUCCGUGUUGCUAGAGGUGUUGCUCAUCAAAGUGUGUCAUAAGAAGAGAAAGGACGUGAGUUGCCCCAUCAAACAGGUGCCUACAGCGAAGAAGCAGGUUCCUCUGAACCCGCGGGGGAAGACGGGCGCAGGGCCGACCAUCACGGUGCCCAGUCAGGAGUUUGAACCCAGCAACAGCCACAUGGUCAAGUCUUACUCUCUACUCUUCAGGGUCACAUGUUCUGCAGGGAGGGAGAUCAGCACCCGGGACAACAACGUUGCUGACGAGAUCCCCGGCAGAAAGAAGCGUUACACCUCCCACCGAGAUGAUGGCGAAACAACUUUUGUAGCACAGAUGACUGUGUUUGAUAAGAACAGGCGACUGCAGCUGCUGGACGGGGAAUAUGAAGUGUCGAUGCAGGAAAUGGAGGAGUGUCCCGUCGGCAAAAAACGAGCCACUUGGGAAACCAUUGUGGAUGGAAAGUGGGUCCCUCCAUUCGACACGUUCUCUCACGGCCCGAAUCUGCAGUUCACGCUUCGCUGGACAGGCGAGGAAAGUGACAUCACCACGCCGCCAUUGACCCGACCUCUUGCGACACGCAACACACACACAAGCGGCAGCGACAACCUGAAGACUAGCGCACCGAAACCGUCCCAAACAGUAGCUGUUAAAGAUCCCGUAACCUCGGAUGCACACUUGCGGAGAGAGCAGCUGCACGUCGAGCCUCGGCAGAAACUCCGCGUUUAUUAUCAGUUUUUGUAUAACAAUAACACACGGCAGCAGACGGAGGCUCGAGACGACCUGCACUGUCCCUGGUGUACGCUCAACUGCCGCAAACUUUACAGCCUCCUCAAACACCUCAAGCUCUCUCACAGCCGCUUCAUCUUCAACUAUGUGCCUCACCCUAAAGGAGCGAGGAUAGACGUGUCUGUGAACGAGUGUUACGAUGGAUCCUAUGUCGGAAAUCCUCACGACCUGCACUGCCAGCCUGGCUUCGCCUUCAGUCGCAACGGUCCUGUUAAACGCACCUGCGUCACACACACCCUUGUCUGCAGGCCCAGACGCACCAAUCCGAGUCUCUCCGAGUUUCUGGAGUGUGACGAGGUCCCGCUGGAGCAGAGGAGGCCAUUAGUGAGCGGCCACAACCGUCUGUACUUCCACAGUGACAGCUGCAUGCCUCUGCGUCCCCACGAGAUGGAAGUAGACAGCGAGGACGAGAAAGACCCCGAAUGGCUGAGGGAGAAAACGGUCAUGCAAAUCGACGAGUUUACUGACGUCAACGAAGGAGAGAAGGAGGUGAUGAAACUGUGGAACCUUCAUGUAAUGAAGCAUGGAUUUAUAGCUGAUAAUCAGAUGACUCAGUCCUGCAUGCAGUUUGUGGAGAACUACGGCAAUGUCGUCGUUGAGAAAGACCUGUGCCGGAACUUCCUGCUUCAUUUGGUCAGCAUGCACGACUUCGGCCUGGUGAGCACACUGACCAUCGACAGGGCCAUGGCUCGUCUGCGCCAGCUCAAACCGGCCCAGGAAAAUGGCAUCAAGUCAGCAGAACGCACCUGAAACUCAAAAACGUUACAGUCUUAACCAGACGACAGGAGCUGCGAGACCUCUGGAUGCCAGAUAAUUUGUUUUUAACCAUAAAUCAAGAAAGCCAUUGGAGCUUAUGAACUACGUUUUUCUUCGAAAUAAACGUGGGUGCUAUUUUUGUA
Molecule: messenger RNA, 2408 nt
Organism: Silurus meridionalis
Lineage: Eukaryota; Metazoa; Chordata; Actinopteri; Siluriformes; Siluridae
Gene: suz12a
Product: SUZ12 polycomb repressive complex 2 subunit a
Exons: 16
Coding region: 307-2259 (650 amino acids)
Cellular component (GO): nucleus; ESC/E(Z) complex
Molecular function (GO): chromatin DNA binding
Source: RefSeq, a predicted model, not a curated record